Messenger RNA from Paraphaeosphaeria sporulosa, 2795 nucleotides. Its product is annotated as ADP-ribosylglycohydrolase. Bases 372 to 2531 code for a protein of 719 amino acids. The record is from RefSeq and is a predicted model, not a curated record. The transcript has 2 exons. NCBI's taxonomy places the organism in Eukaryota, Fungi, Ascomycota, Dothideomycetes, Pleosporales, Didymosphaeriaceae.
UCGGUAUACUACGUCAGUUUCUUUUCCAGGCUGUCCAACCCCCUAACUAUGUUGUCAUUCUGUAUCUGAUAACUUAGUGUUUUACACAAAAGGUCCCAGGUGUACACCGGUCUGUCAGAUCAAUCUCUGUUAUUCACGUCCGACAAUGACGCGCAGCUCGCUUAAUGCAGACACCCUACCUCCACCAACUCCGCCAUACCAAAGUUUGCAUCCUACGAUAUCACCUACAGUGCUCGGUUAUGCGCGCGAGAACUUCGUUACCGUAAGAGUGGGGCUGAUGACCCAGUAGUGGGGAACCAUCACCACUCUUCAAUUAUACUACCAUCGUGGCCUCCCUCGAACCUUCCGGCCUCGCUCUGACGACAAAAAAAAUGACCGCCCUCCCACACAAGUACCUCGAAACCAUCUACGCCGGCGUCCUCGGAAAACUAAUCGGCGUCUACCUCGGCCGGCCCUUCGAAAACUGGACAUACCAGGAGAUCCAAGCGCGUCUUGGACCCAUCCACCACUACGUCCACGACAGAUUUGAAGUCCCGCUCGUCGUCAUCGACGACGAUAUCUCAGGGACUUUUGCCUUUGUGCGCGCAUUAGAGGAGCAUCCUUUUGAAGAUGCAGCUAAGGAUUUUAGUUGUGAGAAUGUGGGUAGCACGUGGUUGAACCAGGUAAUUGAUAAUAGGACGGUGUUCUGGUGGGGCGGCCAUGGGAUUAGCACCGAGCACACCGUGUUUAAUAAUUUGAAGAGAGGGAUAAAGCCGCCGGUGAGCGGUAGUAUGGGGACGAAUGGAAGGACAUUGGCGGAGCAGAUUGGGGCGCAGAUCUUUAUUGAUGGGUGGGCGAUGGUGUGUCCGGGGAAUGCAGGACUAGCGGCGCAUCUGGCGUGGGAAGCGGCGCGGGUGAGCCAUGAUGGGGUGGCAGUGGAUGCGGCGGUGCUGUGGGCGGUGAUGGAGGCUGAGGCGUUCGUGGAGAAGGAUGUAGACAAGCUUUUGGAUAAGGGACUGGAGUAUGUGGGCACGGAGUCGGGGCUGAGGAAGCCGAUUGAGGAUGUAAGAGUUUGGGUGCAGGAGGACGGAGACUGGGAGACGACGAGGCAGCGCAUCGAGGAUACUUACGGGUACGAUAAGUACGGCGGAAUAUGCCACAUGAUCCCGAACCAUCUUAUUAUGGUCAUGGCAGUCCUGUACGCGGGGCAUGACUUCAGUCAGGCGAUGCACAUCAUCAACACGGCGGGCUGGGAUACGGACUGCAAUUCCGGGAACGUGGGGUGCCUCGUGGGCAUCAUCAACGGGCUGGGCGGCUUCGAAAACGAGAAGGCCCUGGACUGGCGAGGACCGCUGGCCGAUCGUGCCCUGAUCUCGACCGCGGAUGGGGGCUACUCUAUCAACGACGCCGUCCGAAUAACGUAUGACCUCGCCAACACCGCCCACAAAAUCGCGGGCCUCACUCCUCUGUCCGCCCCAAAGGACGGCGCGCAAUGGCACUUCUCCCUCCCCGGCAGCGUCCAAGGCUUCCAGUGCACCUCACCCACAUCCUCCGUCCAGAUCGAACAAACCCUCGACGCCAGAACCCCAGCCCUAGGCCUCACCCUUCAACCCUCCAGUACAAACCAGGAAGAAAUCGAAGUCCUCACGCAAACCUUCACCCCCCGCGACGCCCUCGCCGUAAAACGCGACUACGAACUCAUGGCCUGCCCGCUCCUCUCUCCCGGACAGACCCUCUUCGCCGUGCUCUCCUCGCCCGCCACAAACACCACCCCCAUAACCGCCGCGAUCCGCCUCAAAGCAUACGACUUCGACGACGCACUAGUCCCCGCGUCCAGCCCAUACACAACCCUCGCACCAGGCCAGAAGAAAAGCAUAGCAUGGACGAUUCCCGCCGCCCUCGCGAACAAACCUAUCCAGCAACUGGGCGUCGCGCUGGACCAACCCGCCAACCCAGAGGGUACGAACAAGGUAUAUCUGCACAGCAUCAGGCACUCCGGCACGCCUGCCAUGACGCUGUCCCGCCCUCCGCUCUCCACCGGCCCGGGUCUAUCCUCCGUUCCAGAGACCAUGUGGACAUACCAGUGGGUCAGCUCGAUCGACAAAGUGCACACGAAGUUCGGGCCGAGCUUUUUCCUCGCUCAGGAUGCCGGCGAGGGCCUGUAUUACACGGGGACGCGCGACUGGGCUGAUUACAGCGCGAGCGCGGGCGGGUGGAUGGUAAAUAUGGGGGAGGGACAUGGAGUUGUGGUGAGGGUGCAGGGACUGAGGAGGUGGUAUGGAGCCAUGGUAAGGAAGGAGGGGGAGAAGGGAGUAUUAGAGGUUGUCAAGGCGAGGGAUGCAGAAAGGACGGUGCUGGGCUUGGGGGAGGCGGAGUGGGGGUUGGAUGUGAAGUAUGAGAUAGCGGUUGAGGUUAAGGGGAGUAAGAUAUCUGCGACGUUCGGGGAUGUCAGAGUUGAGGCGGAGGAUGGGGAAUAUCGGGGUGGGGCGGCGGGGUUUGUGCUCGGCGCUGGCAGUAUAUGUGCGGACAGUUUGAGGAUCGCCCCUAUGUAGGUGGAGGGAGACGUGGGAGAUAGUCAUUGAUUCGGAGUCUAUUUCGCUUGAGCAUUCGCAAAAUUCAGUCGCUUGUACUUUUAUGGCAGGGGUGUUGAGAACAGCAGUGCGACGCCAUCGUCACCUGCUGUGACGACCUUGCUACCGUCGCCGCCCUGGACAAAGCCCAUGAUUCCACCUCCCUCGCCGCCACCUCGGUGGCCCUUCCACUCGCCGAUGAGACCCUUGGCCGCAGCCGCAGUUCCGCCUCGAGCAUCCCACCGC